AUGCCUCGCAAUAAGUGGAUUGACAAGAAGAAUGCCACCACAUUUGCCCUGGUGCAUCGUGCCCAAAAUGACCCCCGAAUCCAUGACUCCGAUGCCCCGGACAUGGUCUUUACGGAGAUCUCGAAGCCGGGAGCUGAGCAUCAUGGUAAAGACCGAGGGUCCUUGGAGGACGAACUAGGUCUGGAUCCCGACAGCAUCCGUGCCAACGAGGGUGAAGCCGCCAACUAUGGAAUCUACUACGAUGACUCCAACUACGAUUACAUGCAGCAUAUGCGCGACCUGGGCACGUCGUCCGAUGCGUACUUUGUCGAGGCGCCUCAGCCUGCAAGCAAGCAAAAGAACAAGCCGAAGAUGAAGCUCGAGGACAUGUUGCGCGAGACCAACCUGGACGACGCCGCCGACGAUGCAAAGACGGACGCCUCGGGCAAGCCAUCUCUGCCCGAUGAAUUGUUGCCAUCCAAGAACAUGCGCCACACGUCGUAUCAAGAACAGCAGGACAUUCCCGAUGCGCUGGCUGGGUUCCAGCCGGACAUGGACCCACGACUUCGAGAAGUCCUCGAAGCGCUCGAAGACGAUGCCUAUAUUGAUGAAGGCGAGGACAAGGACAUUUUCGGCGAACUCGCCAAGGGGGGAGAGGAACUGACUGAGGAAGAUUUCGAAGACUUGAAUUGGGGCGAUGCGCCCGAGGACGAAGAAGACGAGGGCUGGGAAACCGACGAGACUGCGAAACCGGACAAGGAAUUCAAGACGGCCGCCGCGACGAAGCCUGACCACGAGUCGGCAGAAGAUGGAGAUGAGGGCCAUGGUGACGACUGGCUGCACGAAUUCCGCGAAUUCAAAAAGGAUCAAAAGGCCAACAAGGCCGCCGUGGCUGCAGCGCCCAAACCCAAGCCCGCUACCCCUUCUAUGGCCGAUGGGCUGUCUUCCAUUGUCACCGGUACUUCCGCACUUACUAGCGGCCGCCGCAAGAAGCGCAAGGGCGCAAUGACAUCGACCUCGGGUUACUCGAUGACGAGCUCGUCGAUCUUCCGCACAGAGGGCCAGACGCUGCUGGACGACCGCUUCGACAAGAUUGAAGAAGAGUACAACGAGGACGGCGACUAUGAUGAUUUCCCCGAUGACGAUACCGCGUCAGUGGUCACCGGAAUGACGGGCAUGACGGGCCAGUCGAGUGCCUCGACACAGCAGGGUCCUAUGCGUGGAGACUUUGACUCCAUCAUGGAUGAUUUCCUGGGUGGAUAUUCCAUGGCCGGGAAGAGGAGAGUGAAAAAGGGCGGAUACCAGACUGGCAUCGAGCAAUUGGACGAAGUGCGCCGCGGUCUCGGUCCCGCAAGACUAAAGUCUAAGCAACGUACUUGA
This is a messenger RNA of Xylona heveae TC161, 1359 nucleotides long. RefSeq names its product Low temperature viability protein. NCBI's taxonomy places the organism in Eukaryota, Fungi, Ascomycota, Xylonomycetes, Xylonales, Xylonaceae. The transcript has 3 exons. Gene Ontology annotation, cellular component: cytosol; preribosome, small subunit precursor; nucleus. Gene Ontology annotation, biological process: ribosomal small subunit export from nucleus; ribosomal small subunit biogenesis. The coding region runs from base 1 to 1359 and encodes 452 amino acids. The record is from RefSeq and is a predicted model, not a curated record.